Messenger RNA from Monodelphis domestica (gray short-tailed opossum), 552 nucleotides. RefSeq names its product type I interferon 3 (gene IFN3). Gene Ontology annotation, cellular component: extracellular region. The record is from RefSeq and is a predicted model, not a curated record. Gene Ontology annotation, biological process: defense response. Lineage: Eukaryota; Metazoa; Chordata; Mammalia; Didelphimorphia; Didelphidae. Gene Ontology annotation, molecular function: cytokine receptor binding.
AUGACCUCCUGGAGCUUGUUGCCUGUUGCCCUGGCUCUGCUCUGCUCCAGCACACUCUGCUCCCUCGACUGUGACUUAACUCUGGGACUCCAAGAAGACUUCUCACUUCUGAACCAAAUGAGCACAUCUUCCCUGGUGCCAUGUCUGAAGGAUGGGAUCAACUUCAACUUCCCAAAGGAAGCCAUGGAUAGAAGCCAACUCCAAAAGGAAAAUGCCACAGUCAUUGUUCUUGAGAUGGUCCAGCAGAUCUUUACCCUCUUCAGUCAAAAUGCCACUCCUGCCACCUGGAAUCAGACUCAAGUCAUACAAUUGCUCAUUAGACUAGAUCAGCAGCUGGAACAGCUGGAGAGGUGUCUUGGGCAGAAUGUGAAAUGGGAAGAGUUUUCCUUGAGAAGUGAAAAGACCAGGUUUGCCCUGAAAAGCUACUUCCAAGGAAUAAGCCAGUACCUGCAAGGUAAAGAGUAUAGCCCUUGUGCAUGGGAGAUUGUCCGAGUGGAAAUAAGGAGACUUUUUCUGUUCAUGAGCAAACUCGCAAGAAAACUUAGGGACUGA